AAGGUCGGCCACACAUGAAUUUGAACUUUCCACUCAGAAAAGCGUGCAAAAAAAGGACCAUCGCGAACUUCAGAGUAUCAAGGUCACCAAUCUAACCCGACUUCAUACGCUCUCACGACGCCCCCGACGCCAAAAUGAAGUUCCUCAAGGUUGGCCGAGUGGCCAUCAUCACCCGUGGCCGAUACGCCGGAAAGAAGGUCGUGAUCAUCCAGCCCGUCGACAGCGGCAACAAGACACACCCCUAUGGCCACGCCCUGGUCGCCGGCAUCGAGCGCUACCCGUCCAAGAUUACCCGCCGCAUGUCUAAGACGAGACAAGAGAAGCGAUCCAAGAUCAAGCCUUUCAUUAAGGCUAUCAACUACAACCACUUGAUGCCCACUCGUUACACGCUCGAACUCGAGGGCCUGAAGGGUGCAUUGACGGCCGACACUUUCAAGGAGGUCAGCCAGCGUGAGGAUGCCAAGAAGAACGUCAAGAAGGUGCUUGAGGAGCGCUACACGAGCGGCAAGAACCGCUGGUUCUUUACACCUCUGAAAUUCUAAACUCGUUUCCUCUCCGCGUUCUCAUGUCGUUUGGUUCGGGGGUUAAAGGACUGGGAUGUAUAUUGCAUCAACAUGGCAUAGGAGCCCAAAGGGAUUUGCUCUGAAUCUGAAAGCAUUGACAAGACCAUUCUCAGUCCCAUACGUGUCUGCUUCAAGUGAUGUGAUGCUGUAAUGCAUCGA
Molecule: messenger RNA, 722 nt
Organism: Pseudomassariella vexata
Lineage: Eukaryota; Fungi; Ascomycota; Sordariomycetes; Amphisphaeriales; Pseudomassariaceae
Product: ribosomal L27e protein family-domain-containing protein
Exons: 3
Coding region: 135-542 (135 amino acids)
Biological process (GO): translation
Cellular component (GO): cytosolic large ribosomal subunit; ribosome
Molecular function (GO): structural constituent of ribosome
Source: RefSeq, a predicted model, not a curated record